CUCUUGACCUGUCUGAAGUAUUAUAGUUAGAGCGUCAAUAUGUUAAUAACUUUACGAGGAUAGAUUCUGAUUUUAAUUACGUGUUUUAGGACUUCUAAGAAUAAAGAUCGGCACAUGGUGUCAUUUGUUGUUAUCUGGUGAAGACCUUUUUUUUAUCACCUGGAAUUUUCUGCUGCAAGAACUUGUAUCUAGUGAAGAACUGAUUCACCAGAACAGAAAUAUAUAGCCCGAUGUAGAAAAUACAGAUGAGAUAGAAUAUAUAUCUGAAUGGAGCUGUUUGACUCGGACCAAUCACAAAGGCUGUUUGAGGCUUCUCAAACUGGAAAUGUCCAGUUUCUGCAUCAAUUGCUGGCAGAAAAUCAACUUCUUCUGCAUAGUGUUUCACUGGUUUCCAGAGAAAGCCUCUUGCACGUUGCUUCGGUUGCUGGCCAUGUUGAUUUUGUCAAGGAAGUUGUAAGGUUGAAACCAUCUUUUGCCAAGGAAUUGAACCAGGAUGGAUUAAGCCCCAUGCAUAUUGCAGCAGCUAAUGGCUUUCUAGAAAUUGUAAGGGAGCUGCUUACAGUUGACCCGAAACUCUCACAGCUUAAGGGAAGAGAUCAAUGGACUCCACUGCAUUAUGCUGCUGUGAAAGGGAGGGCAGAUAUUAUCCGAGAAAUGAUUUUGGCUUGUCCAGAAAGUGUUGAACAUGCGACCGUACAAGGGGAGACUAUGUUUCACCUGGCUGUUAAGAACUGCCAAUUUGAAGCUGUUGCAGUUCUUUUGAAAUUAGUGCGAGAAUUAGGCAGGCUGAAGGUCCUCAACAUGAAAGAUAAUCUUGGAAAUUCAGUUCUUCAUCUUGCAACUUGGAAAAAGCAACAUCAGGUCGUGGAUUGGUUAGCUCACAGUGAAACUGGUGCUUUAGAAGUAAACAAUGUAAAUCAGAGUGGACUCACAGCUCUGGAUCUGCUACUAAUUUUCCCUAGUGAAGCUGGUGAUAGAGAAAUGGAGGGAAUCCUUCGUGGUGCUGGAGCUUUAAGGGCACGAGACAUAGUCCAUCCUAGUUCUGAUGUUCCUUGCUCGAGUCAGAAUCAUAAUCCGACGGCAUUGGAGACCCAUCAAGACCAGCCAAGUAAAGUAGCUUUGAGGGCAAUGGAUAUAGUCCAUUCUACUUCUGAUCAAUUUGUUCCAAAUGGCUCUCCCGAGAACCAUUCUCAAAUGACAUCAGAGACUCAUCAAGAGCAGCCGGACAGUUUGCUGGAGUACUUCAAGUUCAGAAUGGGAAGAGACUCUCCUAGUGAUGCACGUACGGCACUAUUAGUUGUAGCUGUGUUAGUUGCCAUAGCAACCUUUCAGGUUCCACUCAACCCUCCAGGAGGUCUAUGGCAGGACACAGACUUGAACAAGAAUGGGACUGAGCCACCACACCUUGCAGGGACGUCCAAUAUGGCUUCUUAUUAUCCAGCUUACUCAAUCCUUUUUGCAGUUUUCAACUCCAUUGGAUUUUCGCUUUCUCUUCACAUGAUCAAUAUCCUCACAACCAAUUUCCCUUUGCGGUUGGAGCUUCAAGUUUGUGGCAUUGCAAUGUACUUUACCUACAUCAAUGGAUUGAUUACAAUUUCUCCAGGCGAAACUGCAGGUUGGUACUCGCUGUUUGCACUUACGCCAGCUUUGCCUGCGGUGGUUCUAUUUGCUGCCAGAAGGGUUCAGAAACUUAUCAUAAAGCUCAGACAACUUCUGCUAAACCAGAUGCCGGUAUUGAGUAGAUUCAUAUAAUUUGAUAGGUUAUGAGUCAUGACAACCAUCUCAGUGUUGAGGGCUGUAUCAGUUCAUAGAAAAAGUAGCAUAUUUCCUGGUUUCCAUGAUUUGAUGUACACAAUGUUUUAAAAAACUUAAGACUACUUAUAUAACGCCUCUAGACAAAAGCAGUGAGGCUUAAAAAACUUGCUCAUCGCACAUCUAUAGCUACGUUUUUCAUGUCUUUUACUACACAUUUGAAAAUAAUUUUUUGGUAUUUUUUUUUAUAUUUAUAUAUAUAAUGUGUUUAAAUGAAUGAAAACUAUCUAAAAAGUUUCGAUUAUAAUUUUUGUUAGGAAUGACAAAAAUUAUAUUGAGCAAAAAGAGAAAUACAUGGAGCAAUGCAAAAGCAUCGAAAUGAAAAAGUAACAAACAACAAAAAGCACAAGUGUUUUUGUAAAAGCAAUAAAAGAUAACAACAUAUGAAUGCCUGAAACUAAUUGUAAUCAAAGGACUAAAUGUCUCCUGACUACUGCAUAAGUCAAAACAGUGAAAAUAUUGGGAAGUAACCAGAACCGUAACUGUAACCGUAGCAGAGCCGGUCUAUAUGAUUUGAAAUGCACACGAGAGGCGGCCCGAGAGACACGAAGGCGACCAAGGGCGUACUCCCCUCGAGAUACGUACUUGUAACCGUACAACCUCAAGAAGUUCCCUCGUGACAUUAGCAAUCGAACUCUCUGAAACCAUAACCAAAGGAAAGGGUGUUCAAACAAUGACACCCCGAAGUGCCAGCCUCCAGGAUCCCAAAUCCGGACCAAACAAUGGCUGGCCGCAACAUCCAUGCACCAAACAAGCCCAAGCAAGGAAGUCUCAAGUCUGAGGGUUCCCAAGAAGAGCAAGCCCACCUAAAGAAGGCCCAAUGGGAAAUGCUCUGGCCACCCAAACCAAAGCCCACACAAACACCUCCCUCCUCAGCCCUCCUACCUGUCGCUGGCGUCAGGUCGUUCUCCACCGAUCGUCAGAAUCCAUUGAGGGAAAUCGCCGCCGGAACAAAGCCCAUUUGGCCACCGCCCGAAACCAACACGACUCGCCUCUUAUAGAUCUGAACCCACCUCGUCCCGGAUCCCAAAUCCAUAUUAGAGUACCCCAGCUCGGAAAACUGGCAACCCAAGACGGCAAAGACACCAACUCGAACCUGUCGCCAAACCAGAUUUGAUCGCCCAAAUCUGCCAUCACCAGACGUGUACCAUUGCGCAGCCGUGCUUCAUUGACCACCAUCCUUCGCCAAAACCCCUCCGCCGCAGCACACUUCGACUCAGGUUCACCAGCAAUACGAUGCCAUAAUUGCCAACAAAGAUGAAGCAAAAGAAACCCAAUACUCUUUGGAGGAGUAGAGGGAGAGAACGACCUCGAGAGGCCGACUGAUAGACAUCACGAUGAAGAUCAGACGUCUGAUGUCGCGUCAAGCACAACCCCGAGGUUAGAGUUAGUUGUCGCCUUACGAGAGAGAGAACCA
Messenger RNA from Argentina anserina (silverweed cinquefoil), 3229 nucleotides. RefSeq names its product ankyrin repeat-containing protein At2g01680-like. Gene Ontology annotation, molecular function: protein binding. Lineage: Eukaryota; Viridiplantae; Streptophyta; Magnoliopsida; Rosales; Rosaceae. The record is from RefSeq and is a predicted model, not a curated record. Bases 268 to 1752 code for a protein of 494 amino acids. The transcript is spliced from 2 exons.